Messenger RNA from Rhododendron vialii, 2753 nucleotides. RefSeq lists its product as uncharacterized. Gene Ontology annotation, molecular function: zinc ion binding; protein binding. The transcript is spliced from 5 exons. Lineage: Eukaryota; Viridiplantae; Streptophyta; Magnoliopsida; Ericales; Ericaceae. The coding region runs from base 161 to 2449 and encodes 762 amino acids. The record is from RefSeq and is a predicted model, not a curated record.
UCGUGCAGGUUAAUCAAGUGUGAUUCUCUCUCUCUCUCUUUAGACGACCCGACCCACCUGCAGACUCGGACACCACCAACACUUUUACUCCUCGUAACCCCAGAUACACCAAUCUAAAGUUCCCUCACCACUCCCCCGUGGAUUUUCGAUCUCCAAGGACAUGGCCGGGAAGAGAGUUAUAGCUAUAUGUCAGUCAGGCGGUGAAUUUGAGACCGAUGAAGAUGGCUCAUUGUCGUAUAGAGGUGGGGUUGCUCAUGCUAUGGACAUUGACGACCAGAUGAAAUACAGUGAUUUCAAGACGGAAAUAGAAGAGAUGUUUAACAGUGAUCUUAGUACCAUGUCUAUCAAGUAUUUCAUCCCAGGAAACAAAAAGACACUUAUCACAAUCUCCAACGCCAAGGACCUCAAACGCAUGAUCAAAUUCCAUGGUGACUCCAACACCGCAGAUAUAUAUAUCAUUCCGGAAGAGGUAGUUCCUCCCCCUGUCUCAAUCCCACCUGCUGACAGGUCAACGCAGAGUACUUUGCCUGAAGCAAUGGUUCCAGUUGAUGACCCUCUUAAUGUUGCUGGUGAUAUCGUAGAUGACACACCCCAUCUAGAUGAUACUAUGCAAGUUGAUGUCCCUAUUGACAUUCCCGUUUAUAUACCUACGCCCUUUCCUUCUGUUGGUUCCAAUGAUGAGAAUCAUAUUAAAGCUGCGCAAGAGUGGGAGAACACUAUUACUGGUGUUGGCCAAAGAUUUAAUAGUGUUCAUGAUUUUCGUGAGGCCCUGCGUAAAUAUUCUGUUGCACAUCAGUUUGCUUUGGUGUACAAGAAGAAUGAAAGUGAGCGUGUGACUGUCAAAUGCAAAGCAGAAGGAUGCCCGUGGAGAAUUCAUGCAUCGAGGUUGGCAACCACCCAAUUAUUUUGUGUUAAGAAAUUGAAUCCCACACAUACAUGCGAAGGGGCUACACUGACAACGGGGCAUCAGGCGACUAGAAAUUAUGUUGCUGAUAUCAUCAAGGAGAAACUGAAAGUCAACCCCGAUUACCAUCCAAAGGAUAUAGUCAAUGACAUUAAACAGGAACAUGGAAUUGAACUGAAGUACUAUCAGGCCUGGCGCUGGAAAGAGAUUGCAAAAGAGCGGCUUCAGGGUUCAUAUAAGAAGGCAUACAAGCAGUUACCGUCUUACUGUGAGAGGAUAAUGGAGACAAAUCCUGGUAGUUUUGCUACUUUUACCACUAAGGAAGACUCAAGCUUUCAUCGCCUAUUUGUAUCGUUUCAUGCGUCUUUGUAUGGCUUUGAACACGGUUGUCGCCCUCUGCUUUUCCUUGAUAGCACACCCUUAAAGUCAAAAUACCAAGGCACAUUGUUGGCAGCAACAGCUGCUGAUGGUGAUGAUGGGUUUUUUCCUGUAGCUUUUUCCAUUGUCGACGCUGAAACUGAUGAUAACUGGCAUUGGUUUUUGGUACAACUUAAGUCUGCAUUUUCAACAGCUCAAAGCUUAACAUUUGUGGCAGAUAGAGAGAAAGGACUAAAGGAAUCAAUCGCGGAUGUAUUUCACGACGCGGAUGUGCACCAUGGAUACUGCAUACGCUAUCUUUCGGAACAACUUACUAGAGACUUAAAAGGGCAAUUUUCUCAUGAAGUGAAGCGUCUUAUGGUUGAGAAUUUUUUCGCAGCUGCGUAUGCACCUAGGCCUGUUGGGUUCCAGAGGUGUGUGGAGAGCAUCAAGGCUCUCUCGGUAGAUGCUUAUAAUUGGGUUAUGCAAAGUGAGCCUGUGCAAUGGGCAAAUGCGUUUUUCCAGGGUGCGAGAUAUAAUCACAUGACAUCAAAUUUUGGAGAGCUAUUCUACAGUUGGGCAUCAGAAGCACAUGAUUUACCCAUUACCUUGAUGGUUGAUGCAAUAAGAGGUAAAGUUAUGGAGUUGAUUCAUAAACGACGAGAAGAAUCUAACCACUGGCUGUCUAAGCUAACUCCAUCCAUGGAGGAAAGACUAGAAAAGGAAAGCCAAAGAGCUAGUUCCCUUAGAGUUUCAAUAUCAGCUGGUAACAGAUUUGAGGUUCAUGGUGAUUCAAGUGAAGUUGUGGAUCUUGAUAAAUGGGACUGUAGUUGCAAAGGGUGGCAGCUUACUGGGUUGCCAUGCUGCCAUGCGAUUGCUAUCAUCAAUUGUGUUGAUCGCAGCCCUUAUGAUUAUUGUUCUAGAUUUUUCACAAGUGAUAGCUACAGGUUAACAUAUUCUGAGUUGAUUAAUCCUGUUCCAGUUGUAGAUAGGUAUGUGCCGAGGGAAUCUUCUAAGAGUGCAGUAACUGUAACCCCUCCUUCCACUCGUCGUCCACCAGGGCGACCUCCUGCUAAGCCGUUUGGGUCACAAGACGUGGUCAAACGUAAACGUCAACCAAAAUGCAGCAGAUGCAAGGGUCUUGGGCACAAAAAGUCAACGUGUAAAGAGUUUCUGUUGGAGUGCUGAGCUAUGUAAGUUUGUAGCGUAUUAGGAAGAUGGCAUAGUUGCAUGGUUCAAUCAAUGGACCAGUGGCACUGCCCGUACUCUUUGAAAGCUCUUUGAGAAGGGGUCGAGAUGUCUUUUGCCUGUUUAUAGUUCUUCUAAUCGAUUGUUUUGCUAUCUAUAGUUCUUCGUGGAGCGACGAAAUUCCUGUAAUUGUUGUUAGCGAUUGUACAAGUAGUACCCUCUAAGGAUUGUCUUGCAGCUCUCAUCUUUGUUGCUUUUUCUUGAUAACGUACUCCUAUUAGCCUGAGUUUGAGCUUUUUGGUUC